AUGUUUGGAUUCGGCCACGACAACAACUACGAGCAAGACCACCAAAAGGUCUACGGUGAAGAACAUGAGGGAAAGUUUUCUCACGAAUUGGUUGCAGGUGCGGCAUCUUUUGAAGCUGCAAAACUAUUUGAAGACAGACAAAGAAGGGAAGGAAAGCCUGUCUCUCACAAGUUUGCCAAAGAGAUGAUUGCUGGUAUUGCAGGCGCUGAAGUCGACAAGUUGUUUGAGACCAAAGGGUUAGACUACUUAGAUAGAGAGGAAGCCAAGCGUAAUGCGCAAAGAUACGCAGAACAAAACUACGAUAACCAUUAUGGUAACCAAAACGAGUGGCACCCAGACAGCCAGCCGCCAUUCGACUACCAAUCUAGUAGAUACAAUUACAAUUGA
Messenger RNA from Debaryomyces fabryi, 387 nucleotides. RefSeq lists its product as uncharacterized. NCBI's taxonomy places the organism in Eukaryota, Fungi, Ascomycota, Pichiomycetes, Serinales, Debaryomycetaceae. The coding region runs from base 1 to 387 and encodes 128 amino acids. The record is from RefSeq and is a predicted model, not a curated record. The transcript has a single exon.